This is a messenger RNA of Bubalus bubalis (water buffalo), 3472 nucleotides long. RefSeq names its product transmembrane protein 19 (gene FAABTP). Gene Ontology annotation, cellular component: membrane. Lineage: Eukaryota; Metazoa; Chordata; Mammalia; Artiodactyla; Bovidae. The record is from RefSeq and is a predicted model, not a curated record. The transcript is spliced from 6 exons. Bases 1400 to 2410 code for a protein of 336 amino acids.
GAGUAGGAGAUGACUGAGCGACUUUCACUUACUUUCCAAAAGAAAGCGUUUUAAAUAGUCUUUGCAUAUAACACUGUGUUUUCAAAAAGUUAUUACUCUUAACAGGUUAAAACACAUUUGGGUAUUAUGUCUGAAAAUGAGUUGCUGCUGCUGCUUACACUGUCAGCAAUUAGCGGGAAAAGUUCAGAAUAUAAUGUAAUUAUCAAUUACUGAUAACUCAGCAAAUAAAAAUUAAUUUGAAAUAAAAUGUGAAGUCACAAGAUUCAGAUUUUUAAUGAUGACAAGCUGUUCUGCUUUCUAAGUGAACUGACUGAAUUCAGACCUCAAAUAGGAGAGGUGUGGGAACAGAUUUCCCACAGUUCCAGACAGUAACUGUUUGAGAGUUCAAUAACAUGAGCUAUGUGGAGCUAUCUGAGUAUCUCCAGUGGCCAACAGUGUCCAGCACCUUACAGAACGACAUUGUUUUUAAACGACGUUCUCAGUCAAAAUUCCCUUUCUACAGCCCAAUAUGUCCCCUUCCCCUAAAAAGCCCGUUAAUAUUGUAUGGCAUGAACAAUUCAUCCGAAUUUGAUGCUUGACAUGGACUUAACUGGAUCUCAAUCCACUUGCCUUCAUUUCUCUUACUCUCAUGGUGGCAGUUUCACUUUUCCGCGCUUGGGGAUGACCUCAAACGCAAGACCUUUAUAUGGUGUUCCAACUGCCUAGAUUCUAAAAAGCACUACAAACGCACAGGACACUAACGUCGGCACUCGCUUGCGGGAUCCUCCAGGCCUACCUGCCCUUGGAGCCGCCCUUUAAACGCUCUUGUGAGCGAAGCCACGCCCGCGGUGGCCGCGGAGCAUGCGCGCAGGAGGCGCGUCUCGGACGCAGAAGAGAGGGCAGGCGCGGGCGGAGAUCCGGGAGCCUUGCGCCCGGCCGACUGGACCAGGCCUCUAGAGCCGCGCGGGCUGCCGCGCGGAGCGACCACGCGCGGUUUGGCGGGACUCGCCGCCGGGACACUCCGCAUCCUAGUCCCGCGUCCCGCCCCUUCGCGCCGCGGGCGCCCGGCCUCCCUCCCACGGGUGGGCGGGGAAGGCGGAGCUCGCCGCCCCAGGCCUCUGCUUGGCUGCCCCCGCUUCCCUUUCCCGUUCGCGGCGGUGAAGUUCAAGUGUGAAGUAUCCGAGCUCUGCGAGCAGGCGCCCAUCACGGGUGCGGCUUGAUUUCCUCGCCUAAGCUCCCGCGGCAGUGCUCAGCCCAGUAUCUAGAAACAGUGUCGGUUUAUACUGUUUUCUCGACUGGUGACAAAUGUUAGCAUUUAUGUUCGCCUCUAUACGAAUAUUUUGCUGGCCACUUAACUGACUUUAUUUCUCUCCGAAACGCGAGAUAGUUUCUUCCCCAGGUGUUUAUAUCUCUAUUUUUCAUGCGAGAUCUUGACGACAAUACGUACAAAAAAUACAUAAAGAUGAUAACUAAUAUAGUUAUAUUGAGCCUGAUCAUUUGCAUUUCUUCAGCUUUCUGGAUUAUGUCUAUGACUGCAAGCACCUAUUAUGGUGACUUUCAGCCUGUUUCUCCCUGGCGUUGGCUGUUUUCUGUUGUUGUUCCUGUUUUGAUCGUCUCUAAUGGCUUUAAGAAGAAAAGUCUAGAUCACAGUGGGGCUUUAGGAGGGCUCGUGGUUGGAUUUAUCCUAACCAUUGCAAAUUUCAGCUUUUUCACCUCUUUGGUGACAUUUUUUCUUUCUUCCUCAAAACUUACUAAAUGGAAGGGAGAAGCAAAGAAGCGUCUAGAUUCAGAAUACAAGGAAGGUGGGCAGAGAAACUGGAUUCAGGUGUUCUGUAAUGGCGCGGUGCCCACGGAGCUGGCCCUGCUGUACAUGAUAGAAAGUGGCCCUGGGGAAAUCCCAAUAGAUUUUUCCAAACAGCACACUGCUUCCUGGAUGUGUUUGUCUCUCUUGGCUGCACUGGCCUCCUCUGCUGGAGACACAUGGGCUUCAGAAGUUGGCCCUGUUCUGAGUAAAAGCACGCCAAGGCUAAUAACAACCUGGGAGAAAGUUCCAGUUGGGACCAAUGGAGGAGUGACGAUGGUGGGCCUUGCCUCCAGUCUUCUUGGUGGAACCUUUGUGGGCAUCACUUACUUCCUCACACAGUUGGUUUUUGUUAACGAUUUAGACAUUUCUGCUCCCCAGUGGCCAAUUAUUGCAUUUGGGGGUCUGGCUGGAUUACUAGGAUCAAUUGUGGAUUCAUAUUUAGGAGCCACCAUGCAAUUUAGUGGUUUGGAUGAAAGCACUGGCAUGGUGGUCAACAGCCCAGGGAAGGAGGUGAAGUACAUAGCCGGGAAACCCAUCCUCGACAACAAUGCCGUGAAUCUGUUCACUUCUGUCCUCGUAGCCCUCUUGCUCCCAACAGCUGCUUGGGGUUUUUGGCCUAGACAGUGAACUUUAUUUCAUUUACCAAAGUUAAAACUAUGAUGAAUUUAGCUAAACUUGCAAUUCCAAGUUUUGUCCCAAGAAGAAUAACUGUAAUGACAAAGCAGAAAUGCCAGUUCCUCCUCUAGUCCAUUAUGAUGGCAUGCCAGUUUUCCUCUCUGUGAUGCGUUUCUAAUAGCUAAUAUCUUCCCAGUGAAAGACAAGACUCAAUUUAGCUAUUUUUCUUCUGCUGAAUAGAACUUGAACAGUGAAGUUAUAAUGUCCCAAUAUAUUGAACUGAAAGUUCCUGCAUGGUAGAUAUAAAUUUUGUUUUGUUUAUUUAAAUCAGCAAAGGGACUAAAAGUGAUAACAUUUUUAAAUGGUUGAGUUGUGAUGGAGAAAUGCCUCCCUGCCAGUUACCCAGAUGUCAUAUCCGUUUUAAGUAUUUAAACGAAUGUGUGCGGAAGCCUGCGUAAGUGUAGUAUCCUGGAUGUUUCCCGUUACCUGCCACUUCGUACUGUAAAAAGUGUGGAGCUUGGUUCCUGGUGAGCUGCAGCGUCUUCUCCACAUUUGUUCUUCCUUCCUCAGAGUUAGUGAUGGAAAAAAAAGUAAAUGUCUUUUUCAUGUGACCAUUAGAAUGCACACAAAAAAGAUUAUUUUUAAGUAAAAGCAAAAGAGAUACCUGAGAUCUAAAAAAUGUGUACCUUUCUAUAUAUUUCAGUUGGUCUCUGAGCAGAAGUUAUCUUAAAUUUAAUACCUUUAAGGUUUUUUGUAGCUUUCUUUGAAAUUUGUCUAUGAAUGUGGUUUACAUUAGCAUCUUGACCAGUGAGAGUCACUGGAAAAUUAGUGCAAUUAUUGUUUCAUUUGCUGUCCUAGAAUUCACUGGAAGAUGCUGUGACUUCCUGUUAAGGUACGCUGUCCUCUACUAUAGCCUCAACCAAAGUGAAUGCCACUUUCAGUUAAGUUCUUCAGUUUGAUGGAAGUGCUAAAGGAGUUUAAUAUAGUAUGGAUUGUUGUGCUAAAAGUGUUUUGAAAUAUCUCAUGUGAUUUCAAUAUUUUUCUUCCCCUGCCGCUUGCGCAUUCAUAGAAAAA